AACAAUUGAGUUAGAAUGUAGCAUCCAUGCUUUGUGCAGGGCUCAUAAAAUAUAUAAGGUCUAAGAGGAAUAAUUUAUGCCUACAAGGUGUUGAUAGUCUAAGUGUAGGUUCAUUCCUUCUGCAAACACAUUCUACCUACUCAAUAGAGUGUCAUCCACAUUUAUAUGGUACCCACUCUAUGCAAGAAUGACUGUGGAAUCAGCUUGGCUGAUCUAGAAAAGACCACAGGAAAGCUCCCCUUAUUCCCUACACUCCCAGGAGAAAAUUUGGACUGAACUGGAACCACAAAAAAAGCUGUUUAGUAUAUAAAGCAGUGAAAAGUGAUAGAAAAACAAAAUACAUUGACUGGGUCAUGAUGUCUCUGAUAAUCCAAACCGAUACGUGAUGGCAUUAAACCAUGUAAAUUUAUAAACACAUCUGGUUGGGCUGUAUGUUGGGAAUAGUACAAAUGUGAGCCUUAUUUGCAAUAGCAGUGCUGGAGCUGCCCACUGAAAAGCUGGUUUUAAGCCAGGUAUAGAAAAGGGCCAGACUAGAUGCUGCUUUCUGUUAGAUUCUUGCUAAUUCUCAGUAACAGAGGCAGGCUUGUAUUCAUAGCUGCAGAGAAAAGGUGCCUGUGGGGAAGGUGACCUGUCAGAUGCUGCCGGACGAGAGGGCUGACAGGGAAGGGAAAAGGUGAUGCUGGUUGACUGGGAAGAGAAAGAGAAAAUAUUUCCAAGAUAUCUGACAGCUAUAUCUUCCCGCCACCACCUUCCUCCAAGCCCAUGUGUCUCUGCUUAGAAGUCUGACAUAGAACGGGGAGGGAACCCACAUUUGUCUCCGUGCUUUCAGUGAAAACGUCGGUGCACAAGGACAGAAACGAGCGCAGCUGAAAAUAGGUGCGUGACUUGUUGAGCAUACAAAUCACUUUCCCCCUUAGUCUCCAAGGGAGGGAAAAUCCCCCCUCUUACUCCUUCCUUGCAGCCGGUGUCCUAUACUGGACGGAGGCGGAGGCCGGUGUUCACGCGCCCCUGCCGCGGUCCCGCAGGACAAACUUUUCUCCCGGGGCCUGCUCGGUGCCCGGCGCUGGGGCGGAGACGGCGGCGUUCUCAGUUCCUCGCGGCCGCCCAGGCCCCGCGACGCGCUGUCUCUUUAAAUCGCAGCUGCGCGCCGGGAAAACAGCGCCCCUCGGCGCCUCGGCCGGCCGGCGGCUGCGAGCCCGCCCGCGCCCCCGUUCCCGCUCCCGGCUGCGCGCCGCGGAGGGCUCGUCGGCCCGCGGGCUGCUCGGCGGCGCGGGGAGGCGCGGCCCGGCCGAGGGGGGAAGGAAGAGCCCGGCGGGCCGGGGAGGCGCCGCGCCCGGUCCCGCGCCCGCGCCCGCGGCCCCGGCGGUCUCCAACGGGCGGACGAGGAUGUGCCGGGGCUCUGGUCUGUUUCUUCCCUCCUGCUCCAGACGAUUUCCAUAGGAACCUGACCCGGGGGCGCCCUGGCGAGCCCGAGGAUCCGCGCGCGCCGGCUCCACCUCGCCAGGUUUACAGGAAUUAUUUAUGAAAAUGGAAAACUGUGAAGAAAGAAAAAGAUAGCAGUUGGAGUUAAAUUUCCUGGAGGAAUAUUUUGCUUUUGAGGUGUCAGCAUUUAAAAACGAUAUGCUGAUUUGGAAAGUCCCAGGAGUAAAUUGCAAAAUUCAUUUUUUUCCAUUCAAUCAAUGGAUUUUUUAAUCCUUCCUUGGAGUUGAUGGAGAGAGGUGUUGUGCGACGGGAACGCGGCAUGCCGGGGUUCUCCCGGUGACUGUGUCUUGGAUUAGUUUCCUGCUUUCGUGAAGAGAUUCCAUUCUGGAGGGUAAGAUCUGAUGGGAUGGAUUUGUCUUCAGAGAUGAACAGACAUGGGAAGAAUCCAGUGAGUCACAAGCUAGAAGAUCAGAAGAAGAUUUACACUGACUGGGCCAACCACUACCUAGCAAAAUCGGGUCACAAGCGGCUGAUCAAGGAUUUGCAACAAGACAUUGCAGAUGGAGUAUUGCUAGCUGAAAUCAUCCAGAUCAUUGCAAAUGAAAAAGUUGAAGAUAUCAAUGGAUGUCCUAGGAGUCAAUCUCAGAUGAUUGAAAAUGUUGAUGUCUGCCUUAGUUUUCUAGCAGCCAGAGGAGUAAAUGUUCAAGGUUUAUCUGCUGAAGAAAUAAGAAAUGGAAACCUAAAAGCCAUUCUAGGGCUGUUUUUCAGUUUGUCUCGCUACAAACAGCAGCAGUAUUACCAGUCCCUGGUGGACCUUCAGCAGCGGGGCCCCGAAGCUGGUCAGGCCAAAACCCAUCAAGACAUGCAGUCCAGUCUGGCAGCCAGAUAUGCAACUCAGUCUAAUCACAGUGGAAUUGCAACCAGUCAGAAAAAGCCUACUAGGCUUCCAGGCCCCUCUAGGGUACCAGCUGCAGGCAGCAGCAAGGUCCAGGGAGCCUCUAAUCUAAAUAGGAGAAGUCAGAGCUUUAACAGCAUUGACAAAAACAAGCCUCCAAAUUAUGCAAAUGGCAAUGAAAAAGAUUCCUCCAAAGGACCUCAGCCUUGUACAGGUGUAAAUGGUAACAUGCAGCCCCCCGGCCCCGCCGGGCCACCCCCUGCCUCCGCCAUCCCCGCUCCCAGCGCCAGCAAGCCCUGGCGCAGCAAGUCCAUGAACGUCAAGCACAGCGCCACGUCCACCAUGCUGGCCGUGAGGCCGUCGAGCCCGGCCACCUCGCCCACGCCGUCCGCAGACAGACCGAAGGCCCCGGUCUCCGAAGGCGUCAAGACCGCCACCUCGGGGCAGAAGUCCAUGCUGGAGAAAUUCAAGCUGGUCAAUGCGCGGACUGCUCUCCGCGCCCCGCAGCCUCCCAGCGCGGGGUCCAGCGAGGCUGCCAAGGACGACGACGCCUUUUCUGAAUCGGGUGAAGCGGAAGGUUUUAUCAUCAGCGGCCUGAACAGUGGUGGCUCAAUAAGUAGCAGCCCCAAAGUGUCACCAAAAUUAACGCCCCCGAAAGCUGGAAGCAAAAAUCUCAGCAAUAAAAAGUCUUUGCUACAGCCAAAGGAAAAAGAGGAGAAGAGCAGGGACAAAGGUAAAGUUUGCACUGAAAAGCCAGCCAAGGACGAGAAAGACCAGGCGCCGGAGCCGGCUCCGAAGAAGGCCUCCAAGAUCGCGAGCCUGAUCCCCAAGGGCAGCAAGGCGGCGGCGGCGGCCAAGAAGGAAAGCCUGCCCGCGCCCUGCAGCGGGAUCCCCAAGCCCGGCGCCAAGGUGCCCGCGGCCAAGCCGCCCGCGGCGCCGGGCGGCAGGGAGCCGGAGAGGGCCCGGCCAGGGAAGGCGAGCGCGUCCCAGCCGGCGCCCCGGCCGCCCGCCGACAGAGGCCCCGCGGAAGGGCGCGCCCCGGCCGCGGCGGGGGCAGCGUCGGGGGCCCCGGGCGGGCCGAGCGCGGGCGGCGGCGUCCAGCUCCCGGCGCAGCAGCCCAGCCGCCCCAACACGGCCACUGUGGCCCCGUUCAUCUGCAGAGCACAUUCAGAAAAUGAAGGUACCUCUUUAUCAUCUGCCGACUCCUGUACCAGUCCUACUAAGAUGGAUUUAUUAUAUAAUAAGACUGCUAAGCAGUGUCUAGAGGAGAUAUCUGGUGAAGACCCCGAAACCAGAAGAAUGAGAACGGUUAAAAACAUAGCAGAUUUGAGGCAGAACUUAGAAGAGACUAUGUCCAGUCUUCGUGGGACCCAGAUAAGCCACAGCACCCUGGAGACAACGUUCGACAGCACAGUGACAACAGAAGUGAAUGGAAGGACCAUCCCCAACCUGACGAGCCGACCCACGCCUGUGACCUGGAGGCUGGGCCAGGCGUGCCCCCGUCUUCAGGCUGGCGAUGCCCCCUCUCUGGGUGCUGGCUACUCUCGCAGCGGGACCAGCCGGCUCAUCCACACAGAUCCCUCAAGGUUCAUGUACACGACACCUCUCCGUCGGGCGGCUGUCUCUCGGCUGGGAAACAUGUCACAGGUGGACAUGAGUGAGAAAGCGAGCAGUGACCUGGAUGUGUCUUCUGAAGUUGACGUUGGUGGAUAUAUGAGUGAUGGUGACAUCCUUGGGAAAAGUCUCCGGUCCGAUGACAUCAAUAGUGGAUACAUGACAGAUGGCGGGCUCAACCUGUAUACUAGAAGUUUGAAUCGAAUACCAGACACAGUGACAUCUAGGGAUGUCAUUCAGAGAGGGGUUCAUGACGUCACAGUGGAUGCAGACAGCUGGGAUGACAGCAGCUCGGUGAGCAGUGGUCUUAGCGACACGCUUGAUAACAUCAGCACGGAUGACUUGAACACCACCUCCUCAGUCAGUUCCUACUCCAACAUCACCAUCCCUUCCCGGAAAGGCACCCAGCUGAAGACAGAUUCAGAGAAACGUUCUACAGCAGAUGACACAUGGGAUAGUACUGAGGAGCUGAAAAAAACAGAGGAGGACUUUGACAGCCAUGGGGAUGGUGGUAGCAAGUGGAAGGGUGUUGCCUCAGGAAUUGCAGAAGACCCCGAGAAGGCAGGGCAGAAAGCCUCCCUGUCCAUUUCACAGACAGGUUCCUGGAGAAGAGGCAUGUCUGCCCAAGGAGGACCACCAUCCCGGCAGAAAGCUGGGACAAGUGCACUCAAGACCCCUGGGAAAACUGAUGAUGCCAAAGCUUCAGAGAAAGGGAAAACGGCCCUGAAAGGCUCGCCUCUACAAAGGUCUCCUUCAGAUGCAGGAAGAAGCAGUGGAGAUGAGGGAAAAAAGCCCCCCUCAGGCAUUGGAAGGUCAACUGCCACUGGCUCUUUUGGGUUUAAGAAACCAAGCGGAGUAGGGUCGUCUGCUAUGAUCACAAGCAGUGGAGCGACAAUAACGAGUGGGUCAGCCACGCUGGGUAAAAUCCCCAAGUCUGCUGCCAUCGGUGGAACAUCAAAUGCAGGGAGAAAAACCAGUCUGGACGGCUCGCAGAAUCAGGAUGACGUUGUGCUUCACGUGAGCUCAAAGACAUCCCUACAGUACCGCAGCCUGCCCCGCCCCGCGAAGUCCAGCACCAGUGGCAUUCCGGGCCGGGGGGGCCACAGAUCCAGUACCAGCAGUAUUGAUUCCAAUGUCAGCAGCAAGUCAGCGGGGGCCACCGCCUCUAAACUGAGAGAACCCACUAAGAUUGGGUCUGGGCGCUCCAGUCCCGUCACUGUCAACCAAACGGACAAGGAGAAGGAGAGAAUAGCAGUCUCGGACUCGGAGAGUCUGUCUUUAUCAGGUUCCCCCAAAUCCAGCCCCACCUCUGCCAGUGCCUGUGGGACACAAGGGCUCAGGCAGCCAGGAUCCAAAUAUCCUGACAUUGCCUCACCUACAUUUCGAAGGUUGUUUGGUGCCAAGGCAGGUGGCAAAGCCGCCCCCGCACCUGGUGCCGAGGGAGCGAAAGCGCCCUCCGUCGUGCCUGGCCCCGGCGCCGCCUUGGCGCGGCAGGGCAGCCUGGAGUCGCCGUCGUCGGGGACGGGCAGCGCGGGCAGCGCGGGCGGGCCGAGCGGCGGCAGCAGCCCGCUCUUCAGCAAGCCCGCAGACCUAGCUGCAGACGUGCUCGGCCUCAGCGCCUCGCUGGCGUCCAGCCCCGCGUCGGGCGGCCCGGCGUGGGCGGCCACUCUGAGCAGCUCCUCCGCGGGCAGCAAGGACACGCCGAGCUACCCGUCCAUGACGAGCCUGCACACGAGCUCCGAGUCCAUGGACCUCCCCCUCAGCCACCACGGCUCCCUGUCCGGCCUGGCCGCGGGCGCCCACGAGGUGCAGAGCCUGCUCGUGAGAACGGGCAGUGUGCGAUCCACGCUCUCGGAAAGCAUGCAGCUUGACAGAAAUACACUACCCAAAAAGGGACUAAGAUACACCCCAUCGUCUCGGCAGGCCAGCCAAGAAGAGGGCAAAGAGUGGCUGCGUUCCCAUUCUACGGGAGGGCUGCAGGAUACUGGCAGCCGGUCGCCUCUGGUCUCCCCUUCUGCCAUGUCAUCUUCUGCAACAGGAAAAUACCACUUUUCCAACUUGGUGAGCCCAACCAAUCUGUCUCAAUUUAACCUGCCCGGGCCCAGCAUGAUGCGGUCCAACAGCAUCCCAGCCCGAGACUCCCCCUUCGACCUCUAUGACGACGCCCAGCUGUGCGGGAGUGCCGCGUCCCCCGAGGAGAGGCCGCGCGCCGUCAGCCAUUCGGGCUCAUUCCGAGACAGCAUGGAGGAAGUUCAUGGCUCUUCGUUGUCACUGGUCUCCAGCACUUCCUCUCUUUACUCUACAGCUGAAGAAAAGGCUCAUUCAGAGCAAAUCCAUAAACUGCGGAGAGAGCUGGUUGCAUCACAAGAAAAAGUUGCUACCCUCACCUCUCAACUCUCAGCAAAUGCUCACCUUGUAGCAGCUUUUGAGAAGAGUUUAGGGAAUAUGACGGGCCGAUUGCAAAGUCUAACCAUGACAGCAGAACAGAAGGAGUCUGAACUUAUAGAACUAAGAGAAACUAUUGAAAUGCUGAAGGCUCAGAACUCUGCUGCCCAGGCAGCCAUUCAGGGGGCACUGAAUGGGCCAGACCACCCUCCCAAAGAGCUCCGCAUCAGGAGACAGCAUUCCUCCGAAAGUGUUUCCAGUAUCAACAGUGCCACGAGCCAUUCCAGCAUUGGCAGUGGUAACGAUGCUGACUCCAAGAAAAAGAAAAAGAAAAACUGGCUGAGAAGCUCCUUCAAGCAAGCCUUCGGCAAGAAGAAGUCCACCAAGCCUCCUUCCUCCCAUUCGGACAUUGAGGAGCUCACCGACUCGUCGCUGCCCGCGUCCCCCAAGCUGCCCCACCGCGCGGGCGACUGCGGCGCGGCCGCCCUGAAGCCCUCGCAGUCGGCCUCGGCAAUCUGUGAAUGUACGGAGGCUGAGGCAGAGAUAAUUCUGCAGCUGAAGAGCGAGCUCAGAGAAAAGGAAUUAAAAUUAACGGAUAUUCGGCUGGAGGCCCUCAGUUCUGCUCACCAUCUUGACCAGAUCCGGGAAGCCAUGAACCGGAUGCAGAAUGAAAUUGAAAUACUGAAGGCUGAAAAUGACCGUUUGAAGGCAGAGACUGGUAACACAGCUAAGCCAGCUCGGCCACCAUCAGAGUCCUCAGGCAGCACUUCUUCUUCAUCCUCCCAGCAGUCUUCGGGACUGUCUCUCAACAAUCUGAACAUCACAGAGUCUGUUACCUCAGAUAUUUUGCUAGAUGAUGCCGGUGACACAGCUGGACAUAAAGAUGGCCGCAGUGUGAAGAUCAUAGUGUCCAUAAGCAAGGGCUACGGUCGUGCAAAGGAUCAGAAAUCUCAGGCAUAUUUGAUAGGAUCCAUUGGUGUUAGUGGAAAAACCAAGUGGGAUGUCUUAGAUGGUGUAAUUAGACGUCUCUUUAAGGAAUAUGUAUUCCGAAUUGAUGCGUCCACUAGCCUUGGUCUGAGCUCUGACUGUAUUGUUAGCUACUGUAUAGGGGAUUUAAUUAGAUCCCACAGCCUAGAAGUACCUGAACUGCUGCCUUGUGGAUACCUUGUUGGAGAUAAUAACAUCAUCACUGUGAACCUGAAAGGGGUAGAAGAAAACAGUUUGGACAGUUUUGUUUUUGAUACGCUAAUUCCUAAACCAAUUACCCAAAGGUACUUUAACUUGUUGAUGGAGCAUCACAGAAUUAUACUCUCAGGACCUAGUGGUACUGGAAAGACCUAUUUAGCAAACAAACUUGCUGAAUAUGUAAUAACCAAAUCUGGGAGGAAAAAAACAGAGGGUGCAAUUGCCACUUUCAAUGUGGACCACAAGUCAAGUAAGGAACUGCAGCAAUAUCUAGCUAACCUGGCUGAGCAGUGCAGUGCUGAUAAUAAUGGUGUCGAGCUCCCGGUUGUGAUAAUUCUUGAUAAUCUUCAUCAUGUGGGCUCUUUGAGUGAUAUCUUCAAUGGUUUUCUCAACUGUAAAUACAACAAAUGUCCAUAUAUUAUUGGAACAAUGAAUCAGGGAGUUUCUUCUUCACCAAAUCUAGAGCUGCAUCACAAUUUCAGGUGGGUACUGUGUGCAAACCACACAGAGCCAGUGAAAGGCUUUUUAGGCAGAUACCUCCGAAGGAAACUGAUUGAGAUAGAAAUUGAAAGGAACAUACGCAAUAAUGACUUGGUCAAAAUUAUAGAUUGGAUUCCAAAGACAUGGCAUCAUCUCAACAGUUUUUUGGAAACACACAGUUCUUCUGAUGUUACCAUUGGUCCCCGACUUUUCCUUCCUUGCCCCAUGGAUGUAGAAGGUUCUAGAGUGUGGUUCAUGGAUCUCUGGAACUAUUCUUUGGUACCUUAUAUUCUGGAGGCAGUGAGAGAAGGUCUUCAGAUGUAUGGGAAGCGGGCACCUUGGGAAGAUCCCUCCAGGUGGGUGCUGGACACGUACCCGUGGAGCACAGCGGCUCUACCUCAGGAGGGCCCCACGUUGCUGCAGUUGCGGCCAGAAGACGUUGGGUAUGAGGGCUGUGUAUCCACUAAGGAGGCCACAACCUCCAAGCACAUUCCACAGACAGACACAGAAGGGGAUCCCCUGAUGCACAUGCUCAUGAAACUGCAGGAGGCGGCCAGCUACACGGGCACGCAGGGCUGCGAGGGCGCCGGCGACGGCCAGCACGAGGGCGGGCUGGAGGCAUCGCUGGAGUCCACCCUCUAGAGGGUGCGGGAAGUGAGGGGAGGAGACUACGCUUUGUGAAAGUGUUGUGAAGUAAGGUGUUUUUGCGAAGCCACUGCCGGUAUGGAAGCCUUGCCUGCCAGGGCCCUGACCCAGAGCCGUGGUUUCCAAGGAGGCAGCAGCACCAGGUCUGAGCUUCUAGGCACGUUUAUACGGGCCGGGCGCUAGAAGGCUCCAUCAGUCAGCUGGGAAGGACUCUGGCGGCAGGGCACCUGACUCGAUUGCACAUGGGAUAGCCAAACUGGACUUUCUUUUCUUCCUCUUUAAAAGUUUACAACGCAGACCUUUUUUUGUCCCUUCCUUUCGUGUCCCCUGAGGGGCCACUGUCCCCGUGCAGGGCUCUCUCCUCUCCGUCCAGCCCCCUUUGUGCCCCAUGGUGCUGGUCACAGGGCCCCAGUAGUGUUUGUGCUCUGCGCUCUCCCCAUUCCAAAACGAAGCCAAGAGGUCAGGCCUCGGCAAGCACACAUGGGAUUGUGCCACCCCCAGAAAAAUAGGACUGUGGCAGGGAAGCUGGGAGAGCGCCCCACCCACUUCUCAGUGUAGGAGCCGCAGGUUUUAUAAGGCUGUUUUUACCACAGUGGUCUUUUUAACCCACCUGCCCACGCCCUUCACAAGAGUUUUAUACCAGUUAUUUAGACAACACUGAAAAAAGGCUUUCUUAGGGCUUUCUUCGUGUGAGCCUUUUCAGUGGAAGAAGGAACAUUUCCUAUGGUGCUCUCACUGCCUUAAUCAGACUUCUACGAUAGUUUAGCCAGGGGUUUUAGACCACUGGUUAUUCCCACUGUCUUUUCAUUUAUAACCAAGUGACACCAGUUGAUACAGUAGCCUCAUCUCUCUCUUUUUUGUUUGUUUGUUCGAAGAAAUGGGUAGGAGCAACAUUCGUGUUUUUACCUUGUUGAACAGAUUGCUUUGCCCAUCCUCCACGAUAGCCAAGGAACCCGGAAACCCUCUUUGCCCGUCACUUAAAAGCUGAGCCAUGUGGCUAAAUUUCAUACAGUUCUAGUUGAAAGAGUUUCAGAAGGUGGGAUAUUGAAUUCUUAUCCAGCUGAGCUGCAAGCACUACAGGCAGCAUGAGCACAAUUAUUUGGCUUUCCUCCCCGCUUUUUUUUCUUUUUUUAAUGUUUUGAGCAUGUUGUUUUGAUUGCUAUUAUUGUACAUGAGAAAUUCAGCAUUAAAGAACACUGAAGCAGUGAAGUCACUGUGGAAAAAGAAGCGUUUAUACUGUAAAAGAAGGUUAGAUUUGCACAGUCUACUGGGUAGGUAUUGUAAAUAAUAAUUUUAAAAACUUGCACAAAUCCAAAUGACCACACAAAAAAAGUAUUUUAUCCUGUUGGUGUUAAAAGGUGUUUCACUUGCUGAGAUUUCCUGUACAUUGCAAACAAAUACAGAAUGCAGAUUCUCAAAGCUGUUAUUAUCUGGUGUGUUUGUCCUGUGUUUACGGUCGUCAUGACUAUGCAGGAGCUAUCAGUGCUAGAGUGAGCAUGCUUCAGAGCUGUCCGAGAAGCUGGUGCAGUUUGGGAAAAGUAAAAAUGUCUGGAAGUGCAUCUGUUGUGGCAGGCUUUAAAGAGAGUGCAUGAAAACUGAUUGGAGUCUCUGGAGAAGUCACCACCACACACAGGGGACAGGAUUCAGGUGUAUAAAACCCAAGGGCUAGGCCAUGGUGUAGACCUGUCCUGUGCGUGUGAAAAUGUGUUACUUUCAGGAUGCUCAAUUGGUGCUACUCUCUGUGACCACUCAUGAGUCAGUUGCUACAGAACCAUAAUAGCACAAGACAUCUGUGCAGUUCCCGAGUGCCACAAAGUCCAUGGGUCCCACAUGGUGCUAUUGCCCUAAGGGAAGUCAGAACUGAAUUUAUGCACAUAGAAUUGUCACCCUGACUUUGAAGCCUCAAACAUGGAUCAAGAUCUGUUGUGAAACAUCAGUACAUGUAGCUGGAUGAGUGACUAGUUGCCCUUGUACAAUAUGUGACCUAAGAAAAUUGCUAAUCUUUCCCUGCCAUUUUGAGAAACACAGUCCAAACAUGAUCAUACACAGAACUUCCUGCAAUACAUCCCAGUAGGUCCACCUAGUUUACAACUUAAACUAGUUUGUGAAACAUUUGUCUGUAUACAUUUUAUAUUUUGUACAUUUUUGAUGUAACAUAUCAUGUAAAUAGGCAGAAACAGUGAAAUAAAUCAUCUGAAAAGUUUUGUAGUCUUUGUAAAGCCCCAACAAUAAGUACUUGGUGUCAAUGGACUUAACUGGAUGAUGUAUUUUCUAUUGGUUUAUUGUUCCUCUAGCUUGUAAACCAGCUUGCAUAUAUUUUUUUGCAAAUGUGCACCCUGUGUCUGUCUAAAUUAUUACUUUGCCAUUAAAGUGGAAUUAUUUAUUGAGAAAAA
Molecule: messenger RNA, 11019 nt
Organism: Manis pentadactyla (Chinese pangolin)
Lineage: Eukaryota; Metazoa; Chordata; Mammalia; Pholidota; Manidae
Gene: NAV3
Product: neuron navigator 3
Exons: 39
Coding region: 1829-8623 (2264 amino acids)
Biological process (GO): nervous system development; neurogenesis
Molecular function (GO): ATP binding; protein binding; ATP hydrolysis activity
Source: RefSeq, a predicted model, not a curated record